This is a messenger RNA of Aspergillus pseudotamarii, 1109 nucleotides long. RefSeq lists its product as uncharacterized. The transcript has a single exon. Lineage: Eukaryota; Fungi; Ascomycota; Eurotiomycetes; Eurotiales; Aspergillaceae. The coding region runs from base 262 to 981 and encodes 239 amino acids. The record is from RefSeq and is a predicted model, not a curated record.
UUUUUUUUUGCUUCGUUCUCGCUUUCUAUCUAUUUAUCUAACUCUCCUGGUUCUGCCCGUUAAUCGAGCAUAUUUAACUUGUUAACUUGGAACAUUGAAAACCAACUUAUUGCCUAUUUUGGUAUAGAACGCCUCAUACGGCCCAUCUCCAGUACUGGACAUACAGACUGUUGAGGAAUAAGUGAUCUACAACGUCGUCAACGUUCAAAAGAAAACGCGCUGAGACUCUCCUUGGAGAAAGGAGACAAAGAGACACAGGCAAUGGGCCAUGAGAAGGACAACGACGCCGUGAAAGACAUCCAUGUUCUUUCGUUCUGGAUCUCCUUCACCGUCGUCUCCAUACUGUGCAUCCUACUCUUCGUUCAACGUAUCAGACGACGACAUCUGGGUUGGUACGCACCGCCAGAGAGGCAAAUGGAUCCGCGACUCUUUUCUUUUUUGCCAAACGAAAAGCGUGGUGGCGACGAGGAACUAGCUGGUCUAGUGGGCCACGGAAAGACCUACUAUCCAGGAGACCCGUCGACCUACGGCGUAACCGGACUCCCUUCAGCCUGUGAUAUUCUGCUGCCCCUGUCCCGCUCGACACAUCUACCCUCGAGUGGUUAUCUUGCUGCCGUUCUAGGCCGCGAACGGAGUGUCAGCACUGCGCAAUCAUAUCAGCAGGCCCAGGCACCUUGCGUUGUUGCCCCAUCCGAGCUGAGCCCCAGCUCGGGAGAUAGUCGGCCUUCCACCGCUGGGAGGGACGCUGGGCGCAGCAACGGGUUUUUGCCCACGGAGGGAUCUGGAUUAUUUGGAUCUUGCAUUGAGAACGCCGAUCCACCGGCUGGGCCACAGACACUCGACGCGCAAGAAUUUUCCGGGAUGUUGGCCCAAGAACGGACAUGUUCUGUCCUGAAGCGCAACCAGAUUGUCCAACACCUUUAUGAUGUGGAUGAAGGAGGUGUUCGCACGUAUAAACGGACCAUGCUCCAUUACAACUAAUCUUGUUUGUGUGCGUUCAUUGGUCUUUGUUUUUUUCUUCUUGACUCUCCCUUCUACUACUUAGUUCGGGUACUAUUUUUCCCUUCACAUUCCAUUGGAAUUCCAGGUCAUUGAGGCGCAUGUUUUUU